AGAUGGCGCAGUUUGGCGCGCUGGAGACGCGUAACGGAGGAUAAAACGGUGCAGGUUUGCGUCCAGAAUCGGGCUGUUUGCGCCAGAAUCGACAGUGUGCUGCUUGAAUCGAGCAGUCCGGACUUAAGAGCAGCAGAAACACGAGCGGCAGGUUUUUGUUCUCCGUGUUUUCCGGCUGAUCCGAGCCGCGCCGUGGAAGGCUGGAAGUCCUGAGCAGUGUGGUGGAGCUGCAGGCCUGAACAUGGUGAGGCUGGAGCUGGACCAGGUGGUGAUGAGGAGGAUGAAGGACGAAGACAUCGAGAUGGUCAAAGCUCUCAUCAAGGAGGGCUCUGAGGGAACAGAGAACCGCCUCAUCCUCCACAUCCUCACCCGUCCUCUCUGCCUCUUCAUCCUGGCCGUCUUCUCCUCCGUCCUGCGAUGCCUCGUCCACUCCUUCAUCCUGGCCCUGGCCAUCCCCGUCUUCCUGCUCAUCAUCUUCCUGAAGAUCACCAUGCCGAGGUCCACCGGGGUCCUGGGCAGCAGCCGGCCUUACUGGGACUACGUGGGCAGCAGCCACAGAGGAGGUCAGGACGAGACGCUGCAGAACCCCUACUGCAGGAUCAGCGGCAAAACCCCAGCUAACAAGAAGACGAGGCGCAGAAUCGGAUCCAGAGACAAGGAGAAGGAGGCGUCCACGGAGAAGAUCAGCCCAGAGAGGGAGCAGGCGGCCGGCCAGGUGUUUGUGGCCGACAGCGACGGGGAGAUCCUGGGAUGCAUCUUCAGGGAGGCCGACACCCGACCGGGCGUCAGCCGGAUCUGCAGGCUGGUGACGGGCUGCUGGUACCGGAGGGAGGGUCUGGGUCGGCUGCUGGUCCAGAGCCUGGAGCAGAGGGAUCGGGAGGCCGGAGCCCACCGGGUCUACGCCCACGUACCAUACCCAUCCAAGGUGGGCGAGGCCUUCUUCAGGAAGCUGGGCUACCAGCUGCUGGGGCAGGAAACCAGUGAAGAAGAAGAAGAUGAGCUGAAACUAGAGACUCCAGAGAGGGGCUUCCUGGGAUACCCCCUCACCAAGGUGUUCUACAAAGACUUGUGACUGAGUGAAGACAUGCAGGGGCUAUAGAAGUUAUUAACCCUGUGGAAGUUUGACCUUUUUAUUGCUGUUCAACACUGAAUCAUGGUCCAUUUAAUUUGGGUUUUUUGACAAGAAUUUACCAAUAAAGACUCUUUAGUGUCAGAGUGAGAACAGAUUUUUACAAGGUAAUGUCAACAAAGGCAUGUGGGAGACUCUGAAGUCAACUGGGAGAAGGUUCUUUGAUCUGUGCAGACCUAAAUGGAGCUUUUUGUCCAUCAGAGUAGAGGCUUUGUUGAGUGAAACUCAAAUACUGCACAUUAUUACAAACACACCAUACCCAGUGUGAAGCAUGGUGGUGGCAGCAUCAUGAUGUGAAGCACGGUGGUGGCGGCAUCAUGAUGUGAAGCAUGGUGGUGGCGGCAUCAUGAUGUGAAGCACGGUGGUGGCGGCAUCAUGAUGUGAAGCACGGUGGUGGCGGCAUCAUGAUGUGAAGCACGGUGGUGGCGGCAUCAUGAUGUGAAGCACGGUGGUGGCAGUAUCAUGAUAUGAAGCAUGGUGGUGGCAGCAUCAUGAUGUGAAGCAUGGUGGUGGCGGCAUCAUGAUGUGAAGCACGGUGGUGGCGGCAUCAUGAUGUGAAGCACGGUGGUGGCGGCAUCAUGAUGUGAAGCACGGUGGUGGCGGUAUCAUGAUGUGAAGCACGGUGGUGGCGGCAUCAUGAUGUGAAGCACGGUGGUGGCGGCAUCAUGAUGUGAAGCACGGUGGUGGCGGCAUCAUGAUGUGAAGCACGGUGGUGGCGGCAUCAUGAUGUGAAGCACGGUGGUGGCGGCAUCAUGAUGUGAAGCACGGUGGUGGCGGCAUCAUGAUGUGAAGCACGGUGGUGGCGGCAUCAUGAUGUGAAGCACGGUGGUGGCGGCAUCAUGAUGUGAAGCACGGUGGUGGCGGCAUCAUGAUGUGAAGCACGGUGGUGGCGGCAUCAUGAUGUGAAGCACGGUGGUGGCGGCAUCAUGACGUGAAGCACGGUGGUGGCGGCAUCAUGAUGUGAAGCACGGUGGUGGCGGCAUCAUGAUGUGAAGCACGGUGGUGGCGGCAUCAUGAUGUGAAGCACGGUGGUGGCGGCAUCAUGAUGUGAAACACGGUGGUGGCGGCAUCAUGAUGUGAAACAUGGUGGUGGCGGCAUCAUGAUUGAAACACGGUGGUGGCAGCAUCAUGAUGUGAAGCACGGUGGUGGCAGCAUCAUGAUGUGAAGCACGGUGGUGGCAGCAUCAUGAUGUGAAGCAUGGUGGUGGCGGCAUCAUGACGUGAAGCACGGUGGUGGCGGCAUCAUGAUGUGAAGCACGGUGGUGGCGGCAUCAUGAUGUGAAACAUGGUGGUGGCAGCAUCAUGGUGGUGAUAUAUCUACUAAAUACUGACUGGAAGGAACUGAAAACUUAUAGAAUCACUUAGUUUUUAUAUUUUUUGACAUUACUUUGAAGAAAUCAUGAAAGAGUCUUUUUUAUUAAUCAAAGAAAGAAUUAAUUCCACCAUGAUUCAGUGUAAAAAAACAAAAGAAAAUUGAAUAUUUUAAUGGGGCUAAAUACUUUUUAUGAGGGCAAAUGUGCUCUGUGGAGUUUUUUUUUUGCUAUUUAAGUUAAUUUAUGUGUUACUUAUUUAAGUAUUUAUUUGCUGUAUGUGUUGCUUUUCUGGUUUCUUUAUCAUGUUUUAAUUUAAAACAUUUGUCCAUUUUGAUAAAACAAAAGCGUGUUCAUUGUUUAAUAAAUGACGUUCUGAAGCCUCA
Amphiprion ocellaris (clown anemonefish) is the source of this 2825-nucleotide messenger RNA. RefSeq names its product N-acetyltransferase 14 (GCN5-related, putative) (gene nat14). NCBI's taxonomy places the organism in Eukaryota, Metazoa, Chordata, Actinopteri, Pomacentridae. The transcript is spliced from 4 exons. The record is from RefSeq and is a predicted model, not a curated record. The coding region runs from base 242 to 1072 and encodes 276 amino acids. Gene Ontology annotation, molecular function: N-acetyltransferase activity.